ACUUUGGAUCAUGUGAUAACAAAGUUUUGAUUUGUGACAUUUGAAAUGGAUUCUGAGAUUAAAUUAUGGCUCGUAAUUCUUAUUUUGUUCUCCAGUGCAAUAUAUUCUGUUGUUGGAGUGCCUCAAGUGCCUUGUCUUUUCAUUUUUGGAGAUUCUUUAUCAGAUAAUGGAAAUAACAAUGACCUUGUUACCGAUGCAAAAGUUAAUUACAAACCUUAUGGGAUUGAUUUUCCUUCUGGUCCUACUGGACGAUUUACCAAUGGCAGAACUUCUGUUGACAUAAUUGGUGAUCUGUUGGGAUUUGACCAUUAUAUUCCACCCUAUGCGAAUUCCAAUGGUACAUAUAUUGUUGAAGGUGUUAAUUAUGCAUCUGGUGCAGCAGGAAUUCGCAAUGAGACUGGAACACACUUGGGUACAGAUAUCAGCAUGGGAUUGCAGUUAGAACAUCACAAAGAUAUUGUUUCCCAAAUCGCCACGAAACUUGGAAGUACUGACAAAGUGCAACAACACCUUAAUAAGUGUUUAUAUUAUGUGAAUAUAGGAAGCAAUGAUUACCUUAACAAUUACUUUCUGCCACAACAUUAUCCAACUAAUGGAAAGUACAAUAUUAACCAAUAUGCUGUAGCUCUUAUCCAAGAACAUGCAAGUUAUUUAAAGGCAUUGUAUGAGCUUGGAGCAAGAAAGUUUUCUUUGAUUGGAUUGUCGCUUAUAGGUUGCAUUCCACACGUGAAAAAGGGCUCAUUGUGUUCUGAAGAGCAUAAUAAAGCAGCACUACUUUUCAAUAACAAACUUAAAUCCCUUGUUGACCGUUUCAACAAAGAAUUCUCUGAUGCAAAAUUCAUCUUCAUUAACACUGCUAUCAUGACAUAUAAUAGCUUAAAGCAAGAUAUGAAAACUUUGACAUGUUGCAAAAUGGGGUCAAGUGGGGAGUGUAUAUCCAAUGAGGAAUCAUGCCAGGACAAAAACUUUCAUCCAUUUUUUGAUGAAUUUCUUCCAUCUGAGGUGGUCAACAUUCCCACCGCAAAUAUGGCUUAUAAAGGUAUGGAGAUUUCAAAAUGUUGCAAAGUCGGGUCGAAUGGGCAGUGUAUCCCUAAUGAGGAACCAUGCAAGUUUAGAAAUUUGCAUCCAUUUUUUGAUGAAUUUCAUCCAACUGAGGUGGUCAACAAAGUGGUAGCGAAUAUGGCUUAUAAAGCUCCUGUUCCAGCCUGUGCACACCCAAUGGAUAUUAGUCAUCUUGUUAAGCUGUAACAUGAUGGAUAUCUCGUGUCCAUAUUUUCUUAAUGAAGUAUUCAAUGCAAGAAAACUCUAAUAAUCAUAUAUGAAUAUAGAUUGCAAUAUUACUGCAUUUUCAUUGGAAA
Molecule: messenger RNA, 1358 nt
Organism: Vicia villosa (hairy vetch)
Lineage: Eukaryota; Viridiplantae; Streptophyta; Magnoliopsida; Fabales; Fabaceae
Product: GDSL esterase/lipase At1g29670-like
Exons: 4
Coding region: 46-1248 (400 amino acids)
Molecular function (GO): hydrolase activity, acting on ester bonds
Source: RefSeq, a predicted model, not a curated record